AUGCAACCCUGGGCCAGCAAAGAGCUGCUGCAUCACCACGGCUGGGACUUCAGCCCAGCCCUUCAGCCAGUGGAGUUACUGGGAGCAGAUUUGGCUCCAGCCAAUUGGUUCUUGGAACUGCUGCAUCACAAUCGCACGGUCCCCAGCAGCACACGCACCAGGGUGCCCGGCAGCCUCUGCCAGCUGCCACCUCCUCCUCACCACCAUGCUGGAGAGGUUUCCCCACUCCAAAGAGGAGGAAGAACAGCCCAGGGUCACUUCAUGACUCGGCCUGCUUGCAGGUGCCAAGGGGGAAAGCACACUCCUCGGCUAGUGGUCUCCAUUGGCAUCAGGGUGGCCAGAGGCAGUCAGCAGCCUGUGACUGUCAUAGAGAUUUCAAGGAAACGCUCAGAAACACAGAAAACCACACACAGGGAGGAGAGAGAGAAUCAGGAAGAGAUGGCAAAGUACCAUGAGACAACACGCCCAGAGAAUAGAACAUCAGACCGCCUGAGGGGAGUGAGGAGGAGGCAGAGGAGGCAGAGGAAGACAGUCACCUUCACCACAGCGAAGCAGCCGCUGCCUCCCUUCUUCCUCUUCAUGGCACAGCAUCGUGCACAGCUUCAGAAAUCAAAUCCACACUGGACAGUGGUACAAACUGCCACAAAGUUAGGGGAAAUGUGGCACAAUCAGCCAGAAAGAGACAAAAAAAUCAGUUCAAGUGGGACCAGCAGCGUUUACACCGUCAUCCAGGAUCUGCGUGGUGGGACUGAGCACAUGCUCAGCAAGUCUGCAGGCAACACAACUCAGAGCAGCUGA
This is a messenger RNA of Merops nubicus (carmine bee-eater), 798 nucleotides long. RefSeq lists its product as uncharacterized. The record is from RefSeq and is a predicted model, not a curated record. The transcript has 2 exons. NCBI's taxonomy places the organism in Eukaryota, Metazoa, Chordata, Aves, Coraciiformes, Meropidae. Gene Ontology annotation, molecular function: DNA binding, bending. The coding region runs from base 1 to 798 and encodes 265 amino acids.